CCAGCACUGCGGUAAUAUGGCUCCGUAGCGAGCGGCCCGGGCCGGUGCUGCUGCCGCCAUUAACCCCUGGGUGCCCGGCGGUGGCGGCGGCGGGGGGGGAGCGGCCCGCGGGGCUCAUGCGCAGGCGCCGCAGCCGUUGCUCGGCCGUUGCCCUGCCGUGAGGAUGAGCUCUGCCGCCGGCCCCGCCGCCUUACCCCCGGGCUCCGCCACCCGGGCCUUGCAUGUGGAGCUGCCCUCGCAGCAGCGUCGGCUUCGUCAUCUUCGGAACAUCGCUGCACGUAACAUUAUCAAUAAGAAUGGUUAUCGCCUCUUGGAUACCUACUUCACUCUUCACUUGUGUGAUAACGCCAAGAUAUACAAAGAAUUUUAUAAGAGUGAGGUGAUCAAGAAUUCUCUGAACCCGACAUGGAGGAGUCUGGAUUUCGGAAUAAUGCCUGAUCGUCUUGAUACCUCUGUCUCCUGUUUUGUUGUGAGGAUCUGGGGUGGCAAGAAGGAGCACUUUCAGCUUUUGAUCGAAUGGAAGGUCAAUCUAGAUGGGCUAAAGUACUUGGGCCAGCAGAUACAUGCAAGAAACCCAAAUGAGAUUAUUUUUGGUCUCAAUGAUGGUUAUUAUGGAGCUUCAUUUGAACAGAAGGAUCACUCAGGUACCCUGAAGAAUAGUCUUCUCCAGGUGGAUCAGAACUGCGUUCGUAACUCUUAUGAUGUCUUCUCUUUGCUUAGGCUUCACAGAGCCCAGUGUGCAAUUAAACAGACUCAGGUAACUGUUCAGAAGAUAGGAAGGGAGAUUGAAGAAAAGCUGAGAUGUACAUCUACAAGCAACGAACUGAAAAAGGAGAGUGAAUGUUUACAGUUGAAGAUCCUGGUGCUACGUAAUGAACUGGAGAGGCAGAAGAAGGCCCUCGGUCAAGAAGUAGCCUUGUUGCAUAAGGAGAAAAAUACUUUGCAUGACAGAGAAAAUGCGUUUGAGACUGAAUACCAGAAACUUCAAGAGCAUAACGAAUCCCUGCAUGAAUUAAGAAAGGAAUGCACUGCUAAGAGAGAACUGUUUUUGAAGACAAACGCCCAGCAGACUAUUCGAUGCAAGCAGUUGCUAUCGGAGCUAUCCUAUAUCUACCCUAUUGAUCUGAAUGAUCAAAAGGAUUACUUUGUUUGUGGAGUCAAGCUUCCUAAUUCUGAAGACUUUCAAGCAAAAGAUGAUGGAAGCAUCGCUGUUGCCCUGGGCUACACCGCUCACUUGGUUUCGAUGAUAUCCUACUUCUUACAAGUGCCACUCAGGUAUCCUAUCAUUCACAAGGGCUCCCGGUCUACAAUCAAAGAUAAUAUCAAUGACAAACUGACGGAGAAAGAGCGAGAAUUUCCUUUAUAUCCCAAAGGAGGGGAGAAACUGCAGUUUGAAUAUGGAGUGUAUCUUCUCAACAAAAAUAUAGCACAGCUUAGGUAUCAGCAUGGGCUGAGUACUCCAGACCUAAGGCAAACUCUUCCUAACCUGAAAAACUUCAUGGAGCUUGGGCUAAUGGUUAGAUGUGAUCGACACCAUACAUCCAGUGCAAUUCCCGUUCCAAAGAGACAGAGCUCUAGCUUCGGCAGAUUGGAUAUUGGCUUUUCCAGUGGGCUUCCUUCUCCAGAUAAAGGACUCCGAAAACGAGCCAGCACGGGAAACGAAAGACUACAGUACAAAACUCCUCCUCCUAGUUACAACUCUGCUUUAACACAGCCCGUUGCCAUCACAGCCCGUGUCGGAGAGUCAGAUAAAAAACCUGGAUCGCUGUCUUCUUCCUUGGAUACCUCUAUGGACUCCUCGAAAGGAAAUACCAAGAAAGGCGAGGACUUGUGCAGCAGUUUAAAUGGUGAAAACGGGAGCCUAAACAAUACCCAAGACCGGCAGGAGUCUUUCCUAGGACAUACUAGUGCAAUAAAUGGGGCGUUGCUGCCCAGUGAGUGCUCUGGCACUGCGAGCAACGAGCAGCCCCGUGAGUUUCGUCCCUCGCUCGGCCCCGUCCUUUGCUGCACGGUGGAACAAGCGGAGGAGAUCAUGGGGAUGGAAGCGACGGGCUUCAACCCGGGAGAUCAGCUAGAAGACUUUAACUCCAUCCCGGUGGAGCACGCCGUGGCCGUGGAGUGCGAUGAACAAGUCCUAGGGGAGUUUGAGGAGUUCUCUCGAAGGAUCUAUGCACUGAAUGAGAACAUGUCCAGCUUCCGCAGGCCGCGUAAAAGUUCGGACAAGUGAGCUCGGACAGGGAUUUGAUAGCAGACAUUGAGGUGAAAUCAGUGAUCUGGAAUAGAGAUUAAAUUGCACUUAUUCUUUAUAUUAAUUAUAAAAAAAAUAAAAAAUAAAAAAGCUAAAGCUAUUCCUAUGGUGUUAGACAAAACGGACUUAAGCACGAUAACACAGGAUCAUGGUAUAUUCACAGCCCAGGUAAAUUUUGAUUCUGCUUCCAGUCCUCUUAUGUCUGGUAUUUAUAAUCUGUUGGAAUAUUAUUAUUUUUUUUAGGCAUUGGAAUCCAUUUAUAAAAGGCUUUCCUGGAAACAACUUCUAGUGCUGAUCAGGCCCUUCUAUGAAUAUUUGUUAAUUACUUAAUUAUUAUUUAGAAUUAAAUUUAUUUUAAUCUUUUCAGAGGGAAAAAAAAAGUUAAUUUAAAAGUACAUUUAUGGCAAGACCUCUUUACCUUCUCCCAUGUACUCCUGUGUUUUCUUGAGCAAUGUAGCCAGCGUUACAGAAAUACCAUGAAUUCGUUAUAAUUGGACAGCUUUCUCUUGGCUGUGCUCCGUAGCCUUUGAAGUUCUGGUUUGCACUGAUGGGUCUUCAGUCGGUGGUGUAACCUCACCCCUUCCUACCAGUCGAAGCCUUGAGGACUAAACCGCCUCUGAGGUUUCUUAUAAAAAAAAUCUCAGCCUGCCCGUUCCCCGCUUUGCUGGGGCGCAGACCUCAUCAGCAGAGACCUAACGAACUCCCUACUGAAGUGGGGUUCAGCUGCCCCCGCUCCGAGGUGUCUUAACGGGGGGACAGCGUGCUGCGAGGCACUUCAGACAUCUUCAUAAAAACCCAGACUGAAAAUGCGGUCACCGCUUUGGAAUUAGGGGAAUUUGGGGAAUCGCUCCACCCACCUGUAGAAAGGGAGGCACUUAACAUUCUUCGUCGAAAUUAAUAUCCUUUUUAACCAUCUGUGUUUUAAAGGAAGCAACGUCCAGCGGUUCGCUGGAGGUGCGGUUUGCCGUUAGGUAGGUUACCACGGGCACAUGUGUUCAGCUGCACUAAUGGGAAAGCAAUUUGCAGCCUGCUUUGUGAUUCCUGGUAUUUGUUUCAGUUGGGAUUUCAUUGCUCUUGCUUUCUAUAUUGUAUACCCAAGAAUUUGGGCUCGGUUGUGAGCUCUCAAAUAUAAAAAAUAUAUAGCAGAAUAAAAAACACUUCAUCAUGCCUGGCUUUUUUUUCCCCCUCCCUGGUCUAUGCUUUCUUUUGAACCAAUGACCUAGUCUCUUUCCUAACUUCACCGUAAGGCUAGCUGAAAUUAACGUUUUAAAAUGUGGAUAUGUAUAAUCUCGACUAUCUGUUGUCGAAACAAGACGUGUAUGUGAGAACCAAUAUACGUAAUAGCACUGUUCUAGAAUAUGCAUUAUUUUUUUUUUCCAGGUAACACCUUAAUGAUUGUAUUAAAAUUAUAUUCACAUUUCUUCUGUUAGCUUUUAACGGUUGUGUCUGCAAUUGAGUUGUUGGAUCGAGCCUGUCUAUGCCCAUUUGUUAUUUGUGGUCUGUCCCAGGACGAUGCGCUGGAUGGAAGCAUCCAGAAGCAGAGACCUCCAUUCUGUAAAGGCACUGAAGGUGAUUCCAGCUGCAAACUUGGGCAUGAAGUUGCACAUAUGCAUGAGUAUCUUCUCCCCCCGAAUAAGCUCCUCUGUUCCAACCUCAUGAAAAGCUUCCCUAAAGGAAACCGCAGCAGCUGAAAGCACUGCCAUCCUCUUAGAGGAGAUAGGUAGGAUGCUCUGGCUGUGCUUUGGCGCAGAGAGAGCAAGAAAUUAACACCUUAUUAAUGAAGUGGGCGUAAGAUACUCCCUACUGUGACUGUAUCUUACCGUCUUCUGAUAGCGGCAUAAUUUUAGGUGAAUUUAGGGAAGGUUGAGUCAGUCGUGCACCCUGUGAAAUGGGAUCCGGCAUGCUCAAAGCAGCACACACCUUCAGUUUGUAGGCGCACUCACUUUCCUCUAUAACAGAAAGGCUUUAGCUUGUGUCUGGUGGUCACUUUUCAAAGCAACCCAAAGAGUAGGUGUGAAGUGGCCGUGUUCCGGAAGCGAACACAGAGCCUCUCAGUGCAAUUAAGAGACAUAAGGUUCGUAGAGCAUCAGCGGGACUUUGGAUUUUUAUUUCUUUUUUCAUUAGUUGCGCAUUUUCUCAGGUUGCACCCGACCAAAUGAAGUCGGGUUUUCCUCCCUGACGUCGUGUUGCUGUUCCUGUUUGAACCCUGUAAUUGUUCAUGUGUCAAACACGAUGGUUGAUUCCUGCAUCUGCCGCACAAACCUUCUCUGACGGGCUUUCUAUGGAUGUAUCUUUAGUGGGCCUUAAAUUGUCCCCAUGUUUCUCUUCCCCUUUCCUCGCUGCCUCUAUAGAAGGCGGCGUGAAGGGGAACAGCAUCGUAGGGCUAAUUAAAACAUCAACAAACUUCUCGUUGCUGUGAGGAUGGGGGGAUUGUACAGACUGCAGCCACCUCAUGGCUUUCUUUUUUGUGUUUAUUUCCACCCCCCCCACACACACCCCCUUUAAAUUACUUUGAAAAUAGCAUAGUGGGAGAGAAACAAAUGGUAGGUUUUGAAGGUGAGAUGAUAUAUUACAGUGUGCUUUAAACUGUCAAGAGCCUUUAGGUUCCUGCACAGCUGUGACACUGUGAAAUGUCUGCAAAUGUCUUCAAGUGGAGAAAACAUUUCAUUGCGAUCUUUUCCCCUCACUUAAGAAUUCCUGGGAUUUUUGAGAAUAUUAGUUUUGGAAGAUCAUAUCCCACUCUAUUUUUAUAGCAAGCACAACAGCAUUGGCUUAUCCUUGCUUGACCAGGUAUUUAAAAUAAGCAAAACCAGAAUAACCCAUAGUAAAUGACACGUUAAAACUAUGUUGGUAAUUGCAGGAAAGCUCAUCUGUAUUUAUAAAAUAAAAGUGGUUAGUAUCUCUCGA
This is a messenger RNA of Chroicocephalus ridibundus (black-headed gull), 5155 nucleotides long. It is a transcript of the gene UVRAG, whose product is annotated as UV radiation resistance associated. Gene Ontology annotation, cellular component: endosome; lytic vacuole. The record is from RefSeq and is a predicted model, not a curated record. Gene Ontology annotation, biological process: SNARE complex assembly. The transcript has 15 exons. Gene Ontology annotation, molecular function: SNARE binding. Bases 164 to 2227 code for a protein of 687 amino acids. NCBI's taxonomy places the organism in Eukaryota, Metazoa, Chordata, Aves, Charadriiformes, Laridae.